CUCGCUCGUCCACGCUUGGGGUUGGCCGGGUUUAUCUUGCAUAUAAGCAGAUACCUGGGCUUCUCUUCCUCGGUCCUUCGGGAACUUCUGUGUCCGCACACCAGUGACUAGACUGUACGCCACGACUGCGACAACGGUGCAAGACACCUCUAGUCUUUGCCACGGCAGGCUCCCCAGUCAUGGCGCCCAUUGCUGUCACGCCGGACAACAGUUCUACCGCUAGCCCUUCCGGAGAGAGUGCCAGCGGCUUCUUUCACAUUAGCAACGGCAGUCACCAUACCAACGGACGCACCGACAGGAGCACCAACGGGAACACCAACGGGAACACUCAUGGGUACACUAACGGGCGCACAAACGGGCACACGAAUGGGGCAACCACUGGUUUCACAAACGGGGCCAACGGUGCGUCGGGGGGCUUCUCGAGCUCCCAAAAGCCGAUGCCUGUUGCCAUCGUUGGAAUGGCUUGCCGCAUGCCGGGCAAUGUGUCCACCCCAGCCGAGUUCUGGGAGCUCUGCACACGGGCUCGGUCAGGGUGGACCGACAUCCCCAAGGAAAGAUUUGAUAGCUCUCGGUUCUACCAUCCCAACGCUGGGAAGGGCGGGACCUUCAAUCCCAUUGGCGGGAACUUUCUCAAUGUUGAUCUCGCCGCCUUCGAUGCCCCGUUCUUCGGGCUCACAGAAAAGGAGGCCAUAUCGAUGGAUCCUCAGCAACGCCUUCUCCUAGAGUGCACCUUUGAAGCGCUCGAGAAUGCAGGAAUUCCGAAGCAUACCAUCGUCGGGAAGAACGUCGGCGUCUUCAUCGGUGGCUCCUUCCCCGAGUAUGAAUCACACCUCUUCCGAGAUUCUGAUACGAUCCCAAUGCAUCAGGCAACCGGCUGCGCAUAUGCGAUGCAGUCAAAUCGAAUUUCCCAUUUCUUCGACUUGCGGGGACCGAGCUUUACGUCUGAUACGGCCUGUUCGUCCAGUAUGGUCGCUGUGCAUUUAGCGUGCCAGAGCCUGAGAGCCGGGGAAACCAGUUGUGCUUUGGUUGGCGCCUGCCACCUUAACAUGCUGCCAGAGUUCUGGAUCUCCUUUUCAACUUGCAGAUUACUUUCAGACUCGGGCCGUUCUUUUGCCUUCGAUGAAAGGGGCACUGGCUUCGGUCGGGGCGAGGGUUGCGGCAUGCUUGUGCUGAAGCCGCUCGACCAGGCCAUCAGGGAUAAUGACACCAUCAGGGCGGUCAUUGUGGGGACAGGUCUAAAUCAGGAUGGAAAGACGCCUGGUAUCACCAUGCCCAACGGAGCAGCUCAGGAGGCCCUUAUGAGACAGGUCUACGAGAAGGCGGGACUCGACCCGAAUGCCUGCGGAUUCGUCGAAGCUCAUGGAACAGGCACCAGAGUGGGCGAUCCCAUCGAGGCUGCUGCCCUCCAUAAUGUGUUGGGCCAGCACAGGACAGCACGCGAUCCGUUGUGGAUAGGCUCUGUCAAGUCCAACAUUGGCCACCUCGAGGGCGCAUCAGGGAUCGCUGCUAUCAUCAAGGCGGCCAUGAUGCUGGAGCGGGGUUUCAUCCUUCCCAACUAUGACUUCAAGCAGCCAAACCAGAAGAUUCCCUGGAAAGAAUGGAACCUCAAGGUGCCCGUCGCUCAAAGACCAUGGCCGAGGGGUAAGAAGUACAUUAGCGUCAACAACUUUGGCUUCGGUGGGACGAAUGGGCACGUGGUCCUGGAGGCCGCGCCCUUCCGGGGCCAGAAGCAAUCGCCCGCCGCUGGCGAUGACACUCCGGAGAAGGCGGGUCAAGGACGGAAGCUCUAUGUUGUCACGGCCAAUGACAAGGCGACGCUCGCGCAGGUGAUGAAGAACAUCGUCAUCUACCUAGAGCAGCGUCCAGAGAUCUUCCAGAAGGAUCUUACCGCCAACCUCGCAUAUACCUUGGGCCAGCGUCGAUCCAUUCUGCCAUGGAGAGCUGCCAUUCCAGCCUUGAACUCCUUCGAGCUCAUCGAGGCGAUCAACGGCGAGAAGUAUACACCCGUGAAGGAGACCGAACCCUUGAGAAUCGGCUUUAUUCUUACCGGACAAGGCGCACAGUGGUAUGCCAUGGGGAGAGAGCUCUACGAGCAAUACUCGACCUUUACCAGCAGCAUAGAGCGAGCCGACCAAUGCUUGGCCGAGAAUGGUGCUAACUGGUCUCUCGUCGAGGAACUGGGCAGAGACGCAAAGUCCAGCAGGAUUAGCGAAGCCCAUAUCAGCCAGCCAUCAUGCACGGCUGUUCAGCUAGCGCUCAUUGACCUUUUGCGGUCCUGGGGGAUCCGUCCCACCGCUGUUGCUGGUCAUUCAAGUGGCGAGAUUGCUGCUGCCUAUGCCGCGGAGAUCAUUGACUUUGAUUCCGCAAUGACCAUUGCGUAUCAUCGCGGCCGGCUUAUUCCGAUUCUCAAACAAAAGCACCCCGAGCUCAGGGGCCGCAUGGUGGCUGUCGGCGGAAGCAAGGAAGAAUUCCUGCCCAUCCUCGACAGUCUCCAAGAGAAGGAAGCCCGGAUUGCUUGCUACAACAGCUCUUCGAGCCUGACCAUCUCCGGAGACGAGCCUGCCAUUGCUGAGCUCGAGAAGAUCUGCGAGGAGAAAGGGGUCUUCAACAGGCGGCUUGUGGUUGACGUUGCGUAUCACUCGCAUCACAUGAACCUGGUGGCCAAAGAAUACCGAGCGUCGCUUGCUAACCUCCGGCCUCCGGUUCCUACGGACAUCAGGUUCCAUUCGUCGCUGUAUGGACACCUCGUCGAUGGGACCCAACUGCAACCCAGCUACUGGGUGGACAACCUGACAUGCGCCGUGAGGUUCUCGGAAGCGCUGCGGAGCAUGCUCGAGCCGACGGGGGAGCACAAGCACGGAGUAAACAUGCUGGUGGAACUCGGACCCCAUUCUGGGCUCCAGGGGCCUAUUAAGCAGGUCUUGAAGAGCAUUGGCGGCAAUGCCCCCAAGAUACCGUACGCAUCCGCUCUGGUUCGAAAACGGGAUGCCGUCGAGACAGCACUGGAGCUCGCUGCGAACCUUUUCGCAAGGGGGGCGAACCUCGAUUUUGGUGCCAUCAACUUCCCGAAAUUGCCAACCAAACCACCAACGCUGCUGACCGACCUGCCGCGAUACCCCUGGAAUUACUCGUCCAAGUACUGGCAAGAAUCCCGCUUGACGAAAACGCACAAGCAUGCUCUUGGGGGGCGAAGCGACAUUCUCGGAACCCUGGCCAACUACUCCAACGGUCUGGAACCGACAUGGCGCAACAUUGUCCGCCUGGACGAUCUUCCAUGGUUGAGACACCAUAAGAUCCAAUCAUUGACGGUCUUCCCCAUGGCUGGAUUCAUUACAAUGGCCCUCGAGGCCGCCGUGGGAAGAGCGGUCUCGAAGGACAGCUUGUUCGACAAGCUCGAGCUAAAGGAGGUCUCUAUCACGAAGCCACUUGUCCUCGCGGACAGGGACACAGAGAUGACCAUCACCCUUCGGCCACAUCAAGACGGCAGCCUUACGUCUUCCGAUAUCUGGGAUGAGUUCCGAAUCUGCUCAUGGUCGCUGGAGCAGGGCUGGACGGAACACUGUGUUGGUUUGGUCGCUGCACUGAAGGCGGAUGACAACGAUGUAGACAGCGACAGGCAAACCCGCGAUAGUGAGGCUCGUCUCCGGUCUGCCCUGUCCGGCACUGGCAAACCUGAAGCUGUCUCGGUUGACCCCGGAGUCAUGUAUGACGAUCUCUCGGAACUGGGUGUCGCAUAUGGGUCCCUGUUUCAGGGAGUGACCAGCUGCAAGGCAUCCGACUCCCAAGCAGUAGGGAAUAUUGCGGUGCCAGAUGUCGCAAGGGAGAUGCCAAAUGGCUACCUGGCGGAAGCGUUGCUCCAACCAGCCUUCCUGGAAUCACUCAUCGCGAUGUACUGGCCCAUCGUUGGAGCCGGCCGUCGUGCCCUCAACACCAUCUAUCUACCUUCCUCUGUUGACCGGGUUACCGUCUCACUUAGCGUCGAGCGGUUUGUGAAGGAGCCUGGCAGCACAGUCCGCGCUGUUUGCGAAGGCGAGAUCGGCGCAGGCGUCCCCAAGCCAACCAAGCUCAGCAUGGCGGCUGUUGUAGGUGACGACAGGCUCGAGACGAUCAUAGCUCUUGACGGCCUCACGGUCUCGCCGAUACUUGAUGGGGAGAGCCAGACGGAUAUCAAUGCUCCAAGAGAUCUCUGUUACAGACUGGAAUGGGAUCCGAUCCUGCAAACCGACGAUCGGAGCCAGCACUUGCCAGGGGACACGGAAAUUGUUAUUAUCCACGAGGACUCAAACUUCCAGAGCCUGGUGGCGAUGGGCUUGGCAAACUCGCUGGAGCAAGCCACGGGAAGACUGCCUGAUUUCGGCUCUCUGGAAACUGUCGAUGGCACGGGAAAGAUCUGCGUCUUUUUGACCGAGUUGCACCAGUCAUUCCUUGCCACAAUCACGCCUCAUCAGUUUGAUUGCUUGCGGAAGCUGCUGACAUCUGCCGAGGGGGUACUAUGGGUCGUUCGCGGAGCGUACGAGAAGUCCGCGAACCCGGAGGCCAAUAUGGUCACCGGCCUGAGCAGAACCAUCCGAUCAGAAACCGCCAUGAAGUUUGCAACGCUCGACCUUGACGCCGAGUCAUCGCUCUCUGAGCUUGAUACGGCAGACGCCAUCAUGAGAGUGUUCCGGUCUGUGUUCAGCUCCGGUUCGCCGGCGGCUGGAGAGUUGGAGUUCAUGGAGAGGCGCGGGUCCUUCUUCACGCCCCGAAUUGUUCAUGACCCUGAUAUGAACGAGUAUGUACACAAGCAGACAAACCCGUCGGUUCUUGAGCCUACACCUUUUGGAGAAGAUGGGCGAGCUCUAAGGAUGGAGAUUCUGACACCCGGUGCUUUGGAUACCCUUCACUUCGUCGACGACCCGGCUAUGGAGCAACCGCUAGAGGCCGACGAAGUCGAAAUCGAGGCCAGGGCGGUUGGGCUGAACUUCAAAGAUGGCAUGGCUGCAAAAGGUCUGAUUCCUCUUGCCAGCUGCGGCAUCGAGGCAAGCGGGGUGGUGAUAGCCGUGGGAAGCAAGGUGGCGGGCUUCCGAAUCGGCGAUCGAGUAGCGGCGCUGACUCACGGCGCAUUUGCAACACGGACUAGGACAAAGGCAGCCUUUGCUUUCAAACUCCCAGGUGACAUCGGGUUUGAAGACGCCGCUAGCCUACCGCUCGCGUAUGCAACGGCGUACUACAGCUUGGUUGAGCUUGGGCGACUUGGCGAGGGCGAGACGGUGCUCAUUCACUCGGCCGCUGGUGCUGUUGGCCAGGCUGGUAUCUGUCUUGCGCAGAUGGUCGGCGCCGAGGUCUAUGCGACUGUCGGGAGUGCCGAGAAAAAAGAGCUGCUGAUGAAGGAGUUCGGCCUCCCGGAGCAUCACGUCUUCUACAGCCGCAGCAGCUCGUUUGGCGAUGCCGUGGGCCGAGCUACACAAGGACGAGGGGUGGACGUCAUCCUAAAUUCUCUCACCGGGGACGGUUUGCGCGAGUCUUGGAGAUGCCUGAAUAAAUUCGGCCGCUUUAUUGAGAUUGGGAAGCGGAAGCCCGGCUCAAAAAUGCGCCUCGAAGUUGACAACAUCGACAGCAACUCUAGCUUCCUCUCCGUUGACAUUCUCACCCUUAUAGCCGAGAAACCGAAGGUCGUCAAGCGCCUGCUUGCAAAUGUUGCGCAACUCAUAAAAUACGGGAAAAUAAGGCCUGCGAGUCCCAUUACAACCUUCCCGAUCUCGGACGUGGAGACAGCUUUAAAAGCUCAGCAGGCCGGGAAGGCCCCAGGAAAGCUUGUUGUUGUGCCUAGCGCGACUGACAUUGUCAAGGCCGCACGUUCCAAGAAGGUGAAGCCUCUCCUCCGCCCUGACGCAACCUAUAUCCUGGUUGGCGGCACUGGCGGACUCGGCCGGAGUAUGACUCGAUGGAUGGUGACCAAGGGGGCCAGGAACAUCGUCUUGUUGUCUAGAAAUGGCUCCGUGACGGGCAGGGUGAAGGAGCUCGUUGACGAGCUCGGUGCCCUGGGUGCCAACAUCGUCGUUCGCCGCUGCAAUGUGGUGAACAGGGCCGAAGUGGACGAGUUGGUAAACAGUGGGCUCAAAGAUCUCCCCCCCAUCAGUGGCGUAGUGCACGGCACCAUGGUGCUCAGGGACGUUCUUUUCGAAAAUAUGACGUGGGAGGAGUAUACUCAGGUCAUCGAGGGCAAGGUUCAAGGUGGAUGGAACUUGCACCACGCGCUGGCCAACGAACCGCUUGACUUCUUCGUGGCCAUUUCGUCCGCUGCGGGAGCUGUCGGCAACCGCGGCCAGGCGGCCUACAGCGCAGCGAACUGCUUCCUCAACGCCCUAGUGCAGCACCGCCUCGCCCAGGGUCUGCCCGCCUCAUCGCUUGACCUGACGGCCGUUUCUGACUCGGGCUACCUGGCCGAGGAUCUCGAAAAGGCCGCUGAGGUUGCGAGGAAUCUCGGGAGUGACAGCAUCUGCGAGAGCGAAGUGCUUGCGCUGCUCAAUGCUGCCAUCGACGGCACCAUGGGCUCGACUUGCAACAACCACACCAUCACCGGCAUGCGCAUCACGGCUACCAUGCGACCUUUCUGGACUGAGGAUGCCAAGUUCAAGGCCAUGCGCAUCGCGGCCGAGGAGGCGGCGGCGAAGGAUGCGGCACUCAACACCGUCGUGUCGUUCGGCGCUGCGCUUAAGGCAGCCAAGACACGGGCCGAGGCGGAAGAUGUCGUCUGCCGCGGGCUCGCCGACAAGAUCUCGUCUGUCUUGAUGAUGGAUGCCGAAGAGAUGGAUGUCACGAGGUCGCUGUCGCACUACCCGCUUGACUCGCUGGUGGCGAUCGAGAUCCGCAACUUCAUCACCAGAGAGUUCGAGGCGAACUUGCAGGUGUUGGAGUUGUUGUCGAGUGGGUCGAUCCAGACUCUGGCGAAGGGGGUGUGUGCGAAGAGCAAGCUUGUUCCUGCGUCUCUAUGUUAGAUCCGUCGUCUGCUUGGUUUUCUAUUUUCCGUGCAUCACUGCGAGAUACCUGCGUUUUUUGGCCUCAGUUCAUUUUGC
This is a messenger RNA of Chaetomium strumarium, 7055 nucleotides long. Its product is annotated as polyketide synthase. The record is from RefSeq and is a predicted model, not a curated record. Gene Ontology annotation, biological process: secondary metabolite biosynthetic process; fatty acid biosynthetic process. Gene Ontology annotation, molecular function: oxidoreductase activity; fatty acid synthase activity; phosphopantetheine binding. Bases 180 to 6977 code for a protein of 2265 amino acids. Lineage: Eukaryota; Fungi; Ascomycota; Sordariomycetes; Sordariales; Chaetomiaceae. The transcript is spliced from 8 exons.